Strongylus vulgaris is the source of this 158-nucleotide messenger RNA. The record is from the annotation of a GenBank genome assembly. NCBI's taxonomy places the organism in Eukaryota, Metazoa, Nematoda, Chromadorea, Rhabditida, Strongylidae.
AUGCGCUGGUUAUGCGUUUUGUCUCUGAUUGGUGCGGUUGCCGAAGUGGUUACAGUGCAAAGCGCCUGUCCCGCUCAUACAUUCACAUGUGACGAUGGCUCAUGUAUACCAGAGGAUUGGGUAGGAGACGGCGAGGCGGACUGCGAUGACAGGUGAGC